Polistes canadensis is the source of this 864-nucleotide messenger RNA. RefSeq lists its product as uncharacterized. NCBI's taxonomy places the organism in Eukaryota, Metazoa, Arthropoda, Insecta, Hymenoptera, Vespidae. The transcript has 2 exons. The coding region runs from base 354 to 716 and encodes 120 amino acids. The record is from RefSeq and is a predicted model, not a curated record.
AAUUUAAUAACAGUAAAUUAUUCGUACUGAAGAUAAUCAUUGGAAAAAUAAACCAAAAAUUCUUUUAUUAUAAUUAUAAGUCGAAGGCUAUUCAAAUAAUAGAUAAUAGUUAUUUUUUUAUUUUGGUAAACAUUUCUUCGAAAAUUUUGUAUAUAAUAUAAUAUCGCAAUUUUUCAAUUUAAAGAAGUUUACCGAUUUAUGUGACCAACUUCAAUGCGUUUUCUCAUUAAAAUGGUUCUAACCAUUGCAACAAAAAAUUUGCAUGCUUUUAGGAAGAAUGCAUCUAAAUAGAAUAAUGUAAUUUUAUUUCAUCGAACUUUUUGACAAAUUUUUCAAAAUGUUUGUGUUUUAUUAUGUGGAGAUCAUCAAAAAGGGCUGUAGUUGGAUGCAUUCAAUUAAUUAUGCGAUGUGGUCGUAAUAGUGCCGACGUAGAUGACAUAGAUGAUAUAUCCGAGUACGACAUUCAUGAUGUUUCUGUGCAUUUCCAACCGCAAAUCUUCCCUAUGGCUUUGCAACAACGGCAAGAAAACUUGCAACAUAGACCAGAUGCGCCGGGAAUGAGAAGACGUUCACCACCUGAAAUUGUUUCUAAGAUGAUUCAAGCUUUGGAAGAAUUAACGGAAACUAAUUCGUUACCCGCUGUUGACAAGGUGCGCGGUUGUCAUCAACUUAAUUUCAGAUCUUCCUUUCAACCGAUAAACGAAGAAAAUAGUUGACAUUUUAAUAUGUAUUUUAAUAUACAACGAUGUGUAACGAGAACAUCGUUCAAUUUUAAUAAUAUGUGAUAUUGAAGAUAACUAUCAUUGUAGCGUUAUCAAAUAUUUGUACAUCUCAUUGCUUUUAUUUCUAUCUUCUCAUCUGUUU